CACGUACUGAAUUAUUCAGUUCUUCGGUAGUUUAUUGUUUCAUCUCCCUCUGAAAAAAUGGCUUUCGCAGAUGUUGAGUACGGGCCGCAGUUCAGGUGCUUCGUCGGUGGAUUGAACUUUAAUACCAUCCAAGACGACCUGGAAAGGACUUUCGCAAAUUACGGCAAGGUUACGGAAACCAAGAUUAUCAAGGAUCGUGAAACUGAAAGAUCCAGGGGAUUCGGUUUUGUUACCUUUGAAACUGAAAAAGGGAUGAAGGAUGCGAUCGCGGGUUUGAACGGCAUGGAACUUGAUGGCCGUACAGUUACCGUUAACGAGGCACAGCCUCGCGAGAACAGCGGCGGCGGGUCACGCAGUGGCGGAUACGGUAACCGUGAAGGUGGCUCUUAUGGUAAUCGGCGUGAAGGUGGUGGUUACAGAGGCGGCCGUGGCUAUGGAAGUGGCGGCCGUGGUUACAGAGGCAGUGACGACCGUGGUUACGGAGGCGACAAUAGCCGUGGAUACGGAGGUGGCGAUAGCCGUGGUUACGGCGGCGGCGACAGAAGUAGCUACGGCAGCGGCGAACAGCAUGGUUACGGAGGCGGCCAAAGUGGUGGUGCAUAUGGAGGAGGUGGCUACAGGAGCGGUGGUGCUCCCGACGGAAACUGGAGGGAUUGAUGGACUUGUUUUUUAAUUCCUUGUUUGGCGGUUUACUACUAAUAUGUCCCGCGCUUUUUGGGCGCUUCAAUUAGUUUCACAUGGUUUCUGGUCACUGUUCAAUGUUUUUGCGGUUGUUUGUGUUCGUAUUUGGUCGCUACUGGUGGUUAUGCUGAAAUUUUACACGGAGUAGAUUAAUAACAGCUCCAUUGCGAUGAAAUUUCAUAAAAAGCUGGGCUGGUAAUGUAGAUCUUGAACUGUUGGACAUGUAAAUAAUUGACCCAUGA
Messenger RNA from Cuscuta epithymum, 923 nucleotides. The record is from the annotation of a GenBank genome assembly. NCBI's taxonomy places the organism in Eukaryota, Viridiplantae, Streptophyta, Magnoliopsida, Solanales, Convolvulaceae.